AGAAUGGAUUCCGUUUCAGUCGCGUGGCUUUUGAUUAUGUCCGAGGCCGUCCAGACAAAAAAGAGAACAAACUUUAAGGUCGUUACUACCAUGCCACUGCACAAUCGCAUACGUAGUAUGCACGUGACAACUCAUCAUCAGUCAGCAGUCUCAGCCAUCUGUGCAUCUCUCGCUACGAGUCCCUUGGCAGUAACUCCAUCCCUUACUGUAGUAUAGUACCGUGCCCGCGUCCAGCGGAAGACUCAGUGUCACUAAUGUACAACGCCAUAUCAACGAGCGUGUACACCUGGGUGAUGUGUUCUACUGGAUCUUCAUGUGCACUCUCACGUAACAGGCCUCACGCUCCGUAAGAUGAGACGUGCAUAGUCGAGGCCUGUACUCAUGCUUAGUCUCUAUCCCCACCAUAACAUAUCUGCUUUCUUAAAUAUUCAUACAGCACAUACGACUAUGCGAGGAUUCCAGUCACAAAUCCACUGAUAAAGUGCGAUGUGCAUAUCAAUUCACAAUGGCAGCCUGUUUUGCAACGUAAUGUGAUGAAAUACUGCAAAGUUCGCGAUCACCUGCAGCUCGCACACAUUGUCUAGGGAGUGGAUGCUCACAUCCGUCUGAAUGUGCGGGAGUUUAGUCUCCGCGAAGCCGGUGAUGUUCAACGAAACAUUGCCGCUGGAUUCCACAGAGGAUGUGGCGAUCUUGCCGUAGGCCAGUGCUUCGAUGCUAUCGUUAUAGCUGAGCUGCUAGCUGUGGGCGGUUCGUCCGAGCAGCAUCCCGG
Messenger RNA from Aspergillus pseudotamarii, 769 nucleotides. RefSeq lists its product as uncharacterized. The record is from RefSeq and is a predicted model, not a curated record. Bases 4 to 216 code for a protein of 70 amino acids. Lineage: Eukaryota; Fungi; Ascomycota; Eurotiomycetes; Eurotiales; Aspergillaceae. The transcript has a single exon.